Triticum urartu is the source of this 2790-nucleotide messenger RNA. The record is from RefSeq and is a predicted model, not a curated record. NCBI's taxonomy places the organism in Eukaryota, Viridiplantae, Streptophyta, Magnoliopsida, Poales, Poaceae.
GUCUGACCAUGAUUUUGAGGUCGACAACAGUGUCUGCAUGGGCUUUCAGUUGCGGCAUUGGAGGGAGUAGUGAUUUUUUUUUUCCGAAAAGGAGGUUGACCCCCGACCUCUGCAUCAUCGUGAUGCACCGAGGGAGUAGUGUUGAGAGGCUGGCCGCCGUGGAGGAAAGCUGGUGAACAACGAACCCAUCAGGAAGCGUGGCAUCUCCCAACAGAAGGAGCAGGUGCAGGGCGCUGGCUGCGGUGGAGAAGAGCCAGCAGAUGAUGGCACAAUGGUGUCCUAUGCAGUGACGAUCAUGUGAGUGAUCUAUGUAAGUUCACGUGUUGUUGUAGCUUCUCCAGCGAGGAAGCGUCGAACCCACUAGGAAUCAUUGACUGGUCUUGUGGAAGUUCCAACUCUGAAAUCUCUUGAAGCUCAUAAAAAAAUCGGAUGUGAAAGUAAAGGCGCAUAUGGUCAUACCUCAUACGAACAAGAGCAGGAUACUUCCUUACUAGCAAGAUGUUGGUGAACGGUGGAAAAUAUUCACUUUCCUGUAGAGACUCUAGAUGCAUCUUACACUGUGAAGGAGAUAUCUGUCACGUACCACGGUACCAGGACAAGAGAUGCUAAUUUCGCCUUCCCGGGGAAGCUCUAGGGCCAGAGAUCAGUAAUCUGGCCAGCCGGUGCCUUAGCCAGCAGGCAGCUAGGGCAGAAGAGUAAGGGAAAAGAGUCUUAGGGCGAAAACUUCUUUAAUAUUGUAUGCUCUAACGAGUACAGACUAUUUACAUAGGACAACCAUGACGUGAUUGACAAGUUGGUUCUAACUCAAUCUGUACCUAAUUUAAACCCUGGAAGGUACUCCUCUUUUCUAACAAUAACAUGACUCAUUACUAAUCAAAACCUGAUCAAAUACUAAAGGGUGCAGCCUCUUCAUGCAUCGCAGUUGCAGCCGGCCUGUCCUUCCUAGUGUAGAGAAUUUCCCCAGAUAAUAAUAACAAUGUUGUUCUUCAGCAAGUUGUAAUUAAGUCUUCUUUGUUUUCAGGACUGUGAUCGUGCUGCGAAAGCUCACAAGGAAGUGCAGCUCUUUGCAGCAAUCAAUCACUGGAGUUUGGUGAGGUCUCUAUGUGUUAUUAAUAAAGGGAAUCAGUUUAUUGUGAUCAGUGAGUAUGUUCCAAAUGGCAGUCUAAGGCAACACCUGCAUGGCCAAUAUCAGAAAAUCCUGGAUUUGGACCAACGCAUAUUGAUCGCUAUUGAUGUUGCUAUUGCCUUGACCUAUCUUCAUUUAUCUGCUGCAGGGGAAACAAUGAUCUGUUAUAAUUUGAAGACAACGAAAAUCCUUCUGACAGAGAGUUAUAGAGCAAAGUUGGGCACUUUUGAAUUGUCAAGAAGUGGUACCGUGAACCAAGUGAUAGGGACAUUUAGCUACAUGGAUCCACAAUACAUCCGUGGUGAGCUGACAGUUAAAUCCGAUGUCUACACUUUUGGUGUAAUACUCUUAGAAAUUAUAUCUCCCCGCGGACCGCAAAUGUGGAACCAAGACAUUCUAAACCCGGUGAUCUUUGACAACCAUCCUGAUGAACUGCAAAGGUUUGGCAUUGUGGCAUGGGCUCUCGAGAAAUUAAAGGCAGGCCAUGCCAGCGAGAUAUUGGAUGACCGUCUGGCUGAUCACCUGGAUGAAGAAUUUCUUGGAGGCUGGCUUAGUUUAGCAUCCUGGUGUACAAGUUAUGAAGUGGAUGACCGCCCAAGAAUAGAAGAGGUAGGGGAGCGGCUGUGGGAAAUAUGGAAAGACCAUAGAAAUCGCACAGGAGAGCCGUAUGAGUACGAGAGGAGUUGGGAGGAAUUUGUGGAAGUGGAGGGGAUACCCAGGGCCAGGGGUGUCGACUCCAGAGACAAGAGCAGCGGGCAUGCGGAGUUUCCUGCAGAAGGGAAGGUGACAAAGCACCAGUAUUCGCCUGAUGUGAGCAGUCCACAGUUGCAAAUGACCGAGUACUACGCUUCUCCUAUCGGUUCUGAUAUCACACUUUCUCCUCCACUCUCUCCCCGGUAGAAAUCAGCAGUUUCAGUUUUGAGCCUGACUGGUAAAGUAGGCGACAAGCUGGACCCUGGAACUUUCGCAGCACUGUGACCUUGAGCCCCUGACAAUCCUUUGUCAUGAACUCCGCUGCUGUAACCCUCUGCUGACUGGUUACACUUGUACUAGCAUUCUCAUCGGCCAUGGAGGAGCUGUGCUAAGCUGACAAAACCAGGCUGCUACGACUCUGAACUCCGUCCAUGCCCGUUGUGCAUGGUGAUUCGAGGCCAUUGACGUCGCCAGGAAACUUACUGGAGGACUGCAAGGAAUCUGCCGUGUUCCCUACAGGAUUGCCUUCCGCACGUCCCUUGCCCUGAAUUGGAUCCUUUUAUGUGUUCUGCUGCUGCAAUCCAGAAACGCUGCAGAGUUUGAUUGUAGUUUUGAGGGUAGAAGAGCCCACACUAUUGUCUUCUUCACAGCGCCUGGUUGGGUUUGUUUUGCUCAGUUAAUUGGCACUUUGGUUGCUGGAAACUGCCAACAUGGGUUCUGAGUUUGGGAAUUGCUAAUGCAUGAUCCUUGUUCCAGUAUGGACAAUAUGCAUAGCUUGAUGUGUCAUCCAACCCGUUUGCCGGCGGCCGUGUCGUGUGUGAGACCUGUUGUAGUGGUACUAGAGUUUAGGAACCCUGUGCGUACUGCCCAUGUUCAAUACGUAGAUUUUUCAUGGCCAGGUGGUUACUUUUGUGAUUUAUUCUUUGAACCCCUUUCUUCAGUGGAAAAAUAACAAUUUGGGACUGGCCUCA